AUGCAUCUAAUCAGUUUGCUAGGCCUGGUGGCAGCCGUCACGGCUGUUGACACUCUGGUCGAUCUUGGAUACGCCAAAUACCAGGGCACCACAGUAGGUGCCGGAGUCAACCAAUGGCUCGGGAUGCGCUUCGCAGCACCGUCAGUCCCGCCUCUGCGGUUCUCAGCCCCCCAGCCGCCGCUUGACGAGAGCGACGUUCAGGACGCAACCAAAGAAGGCACCUUGUGUGUUUCGGCCAACAACCAGGAAGGCCUGCAGUUCGAUUCCGAGCGCCAGCCCAUGGCCGAAGAUUGUCUUUUCGCCGCUGUGUACGCCCCGGCCAAUGCCACUGACCAGAGCAUGCUGCCGAUCCUGAUGUUUAUCUCUGGCGGAGGGUUCACCUCCAACUCGAACGGAAACUUCAACGGUACCGGGUUGGUGGAGGCCAGCGGGGGAAACAUGAUUGUGAUCCGGGCAAACUACCGGGUGGGCAUACUGGGCUUCAUCGGGGGGACACUUGUCGAGGCUGACACAAAGGGCGCGGUGGCCAACAACGGGCUUAACGACAUGGUCGCCGCUGCGCGCUGGAUGCAGCAACAUGCUACGAAAUUCGGCGGCAACCCGAACCACAUCGUCGUCUCGGGAGCGUCUUCCGGAGGCAACGCGAUCGACGAACUCCUCGCCGCCAACAACGGCACCGGGUUCCCGGAUCUCUUCGUGGGUGCCAUUGCCGAGAGCCCUGGCUGGGGUAGUGAAGGUUUUUCGGCAGACCGUGACCAAGCACUCAACAACAACCUCAACGCAACAGGCUGCCUUAACGCGACGGACCCGAUCGACUGCAUGCGCAUGAUGCCCAUUGCGGAGUUCCAGAACAAGACGACCAAGGACGGAUGGGGUCCCACCGUUGAGGGCAAGCUCAUCACGGCGCCUCACUACCAGAUGUUCGAACAGGGCCGCUUCCAGAACCUACCUGUGAUAUACGGUUACGCAAGCGACGAGGCCACGCCGAACUUCAUCUCGAAUCAAACCGUUAACACCACCGAGGACGUCGGCGCCGACAUACUCAAGACCGUCGGGAAGUCAAUGACAGAUGCCGAGCUCGCGGCCGUGAUGGCAGCGUACCCGGAGUCUCUCAACAAUGUGUCGGUCUUCGGGCGCGACAUGAUUGCUCGCAAUGCUUCAUUACGUGAGGGCAGCGGCGCUCAGUGGCAGCGUGAUGCGGCCAUCAAGACAGAGCUCAAGGAACACUGCGUGGCGGCCUUCCUGAGCGACAUGUAUUCCAGUGUUGGACAGACACAGAACUAUGCGUAUAGGUACAACAUACUCGACGAGACGGCGGGCGGGAACGCCGACAAGGGCCUGUUCUCGCCGCACGUCAGCGAGCUGUAUUCCGUUUGGGGCAACAACAACACCGACGGCGGUGACCCGGGUUGUAUCAAGCUCAACUCGACGGACCCCCUGUCGUGCGCCACCGGCGCCGAGAUUGCGCAGGCGUACUGGAUCUCGUUCGUCCGCAGCCUCAACCCGAACACCUUCCGGCUCGCAGGCACUCCGGAGUGGGCUGCCUGGACCGUCGAAAACCCCAACCGUAUCGUGCUCGAUAACGCGGCCGCGAGCAUGGAGAAGAUGGGCGCGGCGGCCGGAGAGGUGCCCAUCGGCGAGCCUCCCAUGAACCAGCGCCAGAGGUGCCUUUCGUUGACGACAAACCUCGCGAAGCGAAUCAAUCUGGGGCUGGGCGAGGGCCAGACCUUGCCGGCCUUCGCCAAUGGGACGAGGAUCGACCCCACGCUCGCUGUGUUGGGGUCGUCAGCUGGCGCUGCUGCCGCGCCCUCAGUCCCGGGGGGUGGCAGCUCAGGCUCCAAUGGGAGUGAUGCGGCGAUAAUCAUCAUCGAAACACAUGGGUCGGGCGGUAGUAAUGCCUCCAGUGCCUCCAACAGCAGCACGGGUGAUGGCAAUCGUGGCUCUGGGAGUGGAGGUUCUAGCGGUGUCAGCGUGAUCCCUCUUGGUACACUGUCCCCGAACGGGACAAUGAAUGGGACCAGGCCCCCGGUAGAAACAAACAGCGCGCCGAAACCCACCCAUGGGCUCAAGUCCUUCGCAGCUAUCCUGAUCGGAGGAGUGCUGUUUGCCAUUUGA
Messenger RNA from Diaporthe citri, 2115 nucleotides. RefSeq lists its product as uncharacterized. The coding region runs from base 1 to 2115 and encodes 704 amino acids. The record is from RefSeq and is a predicted model, not a curated record. NCBI's taxonomy places the organism in Eukaryota, Fungi, Ascomycota, Sordariomycetes, Diaporthales, Diaporthaceae. The transcript has 3 exons.